UUGAUCGAACAGCAUGAUAACAAAAUCGUGCUCAAGAAUGAAAUGCACAAGCUUUCCUUUGCAUCAUUUGAGAUUAUAGCAAUUGUUGAGGUGAGCUAUAAUGCUAUCCAAAAACUGGCUCAUUCCUUUCUCCUUUUUAAAAGCAUUGUGGAGUUGACGAAGCAAGGCGAGAUUUCUACAAUGUGCUACUCGCUGAUUGGCUAAAGCUGUGCUUUUGUCGUCUAAUCGCUGGAUGUAAGUUGAAGUGGGGAAUAUGCCACUGACGUGAGGAGCAUCGCCACCGUCCGUCGCCUUCCAAUUUUUGAAUAUCCUGGGGCAUUUAAUGGUCGCCUCCAUUUUACGAGGUCACGGGACCCGCCAACGCGAAUCCCCGCCGUCGGAUCUCCCCAUCGACGGCUCCCCUGCCCCGGCCAAGUGCCUCUAGUUGUUCUUCCCGGCUAUGGUGGCCACGGACUCGAUGCCAUGGAGGCGUCUAGCAGUCAGCGCUACCGCGGCGCCAUUCUUUUGUGGAUCUUCGCCUACAUUCAUCCCGGCAAUGGCUAGGUAGCGCACCGGCGGCUCGAAAUCUCCAGGUAUCGAUCGAGAAGAUCGCCUCGAUCCAGCCAAGAUCCAAGACUCCGGCAUGGUAAACAAUGGCACCUCGGCAGAUUUCACGAAUCCGAGCAUGAGCAGGGUCGGCCUCGGCUAUGGCAUCGCAAUCGCAGUCGGGAUUCUCGUGCUCGUCUCCACGAUCAUGCUCGCCUCCUACGUUUGCGUCAGGGUUCACGGCAGGGCGCAGCUCAAUCGCGCGGCGGCAGCGGCGGCGGCGGCGGCACAGCGGCAGCAGCAGCAGCAAUCCAGCAGCAGCUCCGCCAGAGAUCGCAGCGAUGGGGAGUGGACGAUCAGUGGCUUGGACCAGGUAACGCUGGAAUCCUACCCCCGGAUCGUCUUCUCGGCGCAGCAGCCACUGCCGCAUCCGCAAGACACCGCUUGCGCGAUCUGCCUGGCGGAUUAUCGCGAGGCGGAGAUGCUGCGCGUUCUUCCCGACUGCCGCCAUGUCUUCCACGUCCAGUGCAUCGAUUCGUGGAUGCGCCUCCAGGCAACGUGCCCGAUGUGUAGAACAUCGCCACUCCCGACGCCCCAGGCGACGCCAAUCUCCACGCCACUCUCGGAGCUCAUCCCUCUCGCCAGGCAUCCCAGGUAGAGAAAUCUCGAGAAAAUCUUGCUAGAACUCUCGCCAUUCUUUGUAUGAUCCUCCCUCUCAACGAGAGCUCUUCCAUGA
Molecule: messenger RNA, 1261 nt
Organism: Selaginella moellendorffii
Lineage: Eukaryota; Viridiplantae; Streptophyta; Lycopodiopsida; Selaginellales; Selaginellaceae
Product: putative RING-H2 finger protein ATL69
Exons: 1
Coding region: 623-1183 (186 amino acids)
Biological process (GO): protein ubiquitination
Molecular function (GO): transferase activity
Source: RefSeq, a predicted model, not a curated record